AUGUGGUGCUCCUGCGCUCUUGCCCAUAGGGCAUUAGAUGCUGGGGUUGAUGACGACUGGAAGGCCAUGCAAACAGCACCUCAACCCAGAGCCCAGGGUGUGGAUCCUGAGAAGAUGUGUAAUCACAGGCCGUUCCGUUCCUGUCGUGCCUGGCGAACAUCCGUGGACGGCGAUCAGGACUGGGCAACAGCGCAGCAUACCCGCAUCACCCUUACAGGGCGAUCAACGAUACCGCCGCUCUCCCCCACACUCACUAUCGAGACGCAGGAGAGACAGGAGCAGGGCCUAGCGACCGCUCAGCACCUCCGCCGCUGA
Molecule: messenger RNA, 315 nt
Organism: Trichosporon asahii var. asahii CBS 2479
Lineage: Eukaryota; Fungi; Basidiomycota; Tremellomycetes; Trichosporonales; Trichosporonaceae
Exons: 1
Coding region: 1-315 (104 amino acids)
Source: RefSeq, a predicted model, not a curated record